This is a messenger RNA of Dryobates pubescens (Downy woodpecker), 2760 nucleotides long. RefSeq names its product Rho guanine nucleotide exchange factor 26 (gene ARHGEF26). The coding region runs from base 102 to 2756 and encodes 884 amino acids. Gene Ontology annotation, biological process: activation of GTPase activity. NCBI's taxonomy places the organism in Eukaryota, Metazoa, Chordata, Aves, Piciformes, Picidae. The record is from RefSeq and is a predicted model, not a curated record. Gene Ontology annotation, molecular function: guanyl-nucleotide exchange factor activity; protein binding. The transcript is spliced from 15 exons.
CGCGCCGGUGGCGGAGCGCUGCAGAGGGGCAGCUCCUCGCUCCUCAGCCGAGCCGCAGGUGGUGGCGGGCAGGCGGCGGCCGUGCCCCUGGGCGCGCUGCCAUGAGGGAGCGGGCGGCGGGGAGCGGCGUGGGGCGGGAGGCGCUGCCGGGGCCCGAGGAGCGGGCGAUGGAUGGCGAGGCCUUGUUCACCGACGAGAAGGCGGCGGCAGUGGCGCCGCGUUUGAAGAGGAGGUCGACCCCCCGGGCGCAGCCCCUCGCCUGGAGCAAAGCCCGGCCGCAGUCGUACCAGAGCCCCAACGGGGUGCUUUUCACCGACUUCCCCGUGGAGGACAGGUGCACCUUCACCGUGACUCAACCCGCCGGCACCGUCAGCACCUGCCCGGGCGGCGCAGCGCUGCGGGGGGCCCCCUCGCCUUUCAGCACCGGCAAGGGGUCGGUGUCCAACGGCGAGGUGCGGCCUGCAGCCCGUAACGCGGGCUCUCCGGAGCGGCGCUCCCAGCCGCUCGCUCUGGUCUCGGACGGCUCUGUGGGGCUUACUGCCAACGGCACCCUUCCCUCGGCGGGAAGCCGGCCGGCUCACCCCCCGCGGAUCUGCAGCCAGUCCGCGCUCACCCCGCAGCAGGAGCAGAUCGCUUUUGCAGCCAGCCCGCAGCCCUCGCCAUCCCCCGGGCACGGCGAGGCGGCCGCGCUGCCCUCGCAAUGCAGCCGGCUGGCCAAGCCAGCGGAGAAAAUGCCGCCGGCGACCCCCGCGGGGUCCCGGGCCGUGACCCCAGAGGAAGGAGUAACCCCUUCGAGCCCGGCGUCCCCACAGGAGGAGCCCCCGGAGCAGCAGCCCGUGGUGCUGAGCACCCACAGCCCCGCCGCUCUCAAAGUGGGCACGCAGCAGAUCAUUCCCAAGGGCUUGGCUUCUGGAAUCAAGGUGACGAGCAAAGCCGGCGGCCAGAAUGCGGAGACCAGCAAGAGGGUGCUGAAGGUUCGCAGCAUGGUGGAGAGCCUCAGCCUGCCUUUAGUGGCCGAUGCUGAGGAGGAGGCCGAGGGCGAGCUGGACAGCCCGGGGACCCUGCGGCGAGGCCUGAGGUCGACCUCAUACCGCAGAGCCGUGGUGAGCGGCGUGGACUUCGACAGCGCUUUGAACUUUAAGAAAAAAAACAGAAUGUCCCAGCCCGUCCUUAAAGCGGUUGUGGAAGACAAAGAGAAGUUUUCCAGCCUCGGGAGGAUAAAGAAGAAAAUGCUGAAGGGACAAGGGACGUUUGAUGGGGAAGAAAAUGCUGUGCUGUAUCAGAACUAUAAAGAAAAAGCACUGGACAUAGAUUCUGAUGAAGAGUCUGAGCCCCGAGAGCAGAAAUCGGAUGAGAAGGUUGUGUUUCGCUAUAAGCCUCUGAGAUCGACGUGGAGUCAGCUGUCGGUGGUAAAGAAGAAUGGAUUGUCAGAAGCCAUCAGCCAGGAGGAAAGAAAAAGACAGGAGGCCAUAUUUGAAGUGAUUUCUUCUGAGCAUUCUUAUUUGCUGAGCUUGGAGAUUCUGAUCCGGAUGUUUAAAAAUUCCAGGGAGCUGAGCCUCACAAUGACCAAAACAGAGAGCCACCACCUCUUCUCCAACAUCACUGAUGUCUAUGAAGCCAGCAAGAAGUUCUUCACAGAGCUUGAGGCCAGGCAUCAGAACAGCAUCUUCAUUGAUGACAUCAGUGACAUAGUGGAGAAGCACUCCUCCUCCACCUUUGACCCCUACGUCAAGUACUGCACCAACGAAGUCUACCAGCAGCGAACACUGCAGAAGCUGCUAGCCACAAACCCUGCGUUCAAGGAGGUGCUGUCGCGGAUCGAGGCCCACGAGGACUGCCGGAGCUUGCCCAUGAUCUCCUUCCUCAUCCUGCCCAUGCAGAGGGUGACUCGCCUGCCCCUGCUGAUGGAUACUAUUUGCCAGAAAACCCCUAAGGACUCAUCCAAAUAUGAGAACUGCAAGCGAGCUCUGAAGGAAGUGAGCAAGCUGGUGCGGCUCUGCAACGAAGGCGCCCGGAAGAUGGAAAGGACAGAGAUGAUGUACACCAUCAACUCCCAGCUGGAGUUCAAGAUUAAGCCUUUUCCCCUGGUGUCCUCUUCACGCUGGCUGGUGAAGAGGGGCGAGCUGACAGCCUACGUGGAGGAGCCUGGGCUCUUCUCCAAGCGAACCUGUAAGCAGCAGCUCUACUUCUUCCUCUUCAAUGAUGUCCUCAUCAUCACCAAGAAGAAGAGUGAGGAGAGUUACAACGUGACAGACUACUCCCUGAGGGACCAGCUGGUGGUGCAGCAGUGUGACAGCGAGGACCUGACCUCCUCCCCCGUGAAGAACACCUCGACCAUGCUGUACUCGCGGCAGAGCUCCGCCGCUCACCUCUUCCGGCUGGCAGCGCUCAGCAACCACGCCGGGGAGCGCGUGGAGCUGCUGCUGGGGACGGAGACCCAGAGCGACCGAGCUCGCUGGAUCACGGCGCUGGGCCAGGACAGAGACGGACAGACCACGGACAGGACCACUCUGACUCAGGUAGAGAUCACCCGGACCUACACCGCCAAGCAGUCUGAUGAACUCUCUCUCCAGGUUGCUGAUGUUGUCUUGGUUUAUCAGAAAGUGGCUGAUGGGUGGUGCGAGGGGGAGCGGCUGCGGGACGGGGAGCGCGGCUGGUUCCCCCGCGAGUGCGCCAAGGAGAUCACCUGCCGCGCCACGCUGGACAAGAACAUGGAGCGGAUGGGACGCCUCCUGGGGCUGGAGACCAACGUCUAGAGGG